AUGCUUGAAAAUCAAUUCACUUCUAUUAUCGCUUCUAUUCAGUUUAUUAAUUAUGUAUCUCCUUCUUCUCAAGAUAAUAAUAUAAUUACUCGAACUCAAAUUAAAACUUCAAAACAAUUUAAAGUUAUAGAUAAUGAAUCAAAUUAUGAUGAAUCAAUUCCAAGCAGUAAAUUUUGGUCAGAUUCAGAGACAAGAACCUUAAUUUCUUAUCUAUCAGACAAUUUUGAUUUGUAUCAUAAAAAUAAAUCAAAAUUUUAUAGUAUGGCUGCAAAUAAAAUUGGUAAUAAUAGAACUAGUGCUCAAGUCAACUCAAAAAUUCAGUCACUUAGAACAAGAUAUGAGAAUGAAAAUAAAGAGGAAACUAGUAAAACUAGAUCGAAAUGGUCAUACUUGGAUGAUAUGAAUGAAAUAUCUGGAAAUAAAGAAAAUAUAAAACUAGAUUAUUUAGCAUCCAGCAUUGAUAUAAAUGAUAAAAAUGAUGUUAACGAUAAAGGUCUUGCAGUUUCAAAUUAUAAGAAACAAAAAAAUUCUGAACUUGAUCAAAUGUAUUUAGAUGAAUUAAGAUUUUUAAGAAAAACCAAAAAGGAAAAAGAAAAAUUUGUGAAAGAACAAGAGCUAAAAUUUAAAUUAGAAAUGAAACGAAUGGAAAAAGAAUUUCAAUAUAAUUUGCAAGUUAAAGAACAUGAAUUAAAAUACAAAGAAUAG
This is a messenger RNA of Cetraspora pellucida, 705 nucleotides long. The record is from the annotation of a GenBank genome assembly. Lineage: Eukaryota; Fungi; Glomeromycota; Glomeromycetes; Diversisporales; Gigasporaceae.